Messenger RNA from Nasonia vitripennis (jewel wasp), 753 nucleotides. RefSeq lists its product as uncharacterized. NCBI's taxonomy places the organism in Eukaryota, Metazoa, Arthropoda, Insecta, Hymenoptera, Pteromalidae. Bases 1 to 558 code for a protein of 185 amino acids. The record is from RefSeq and is a predicted model, not a curated record. The transcript is spliced from 4 exons.
AUGAUGAUGAGAAAAACAAUGGAAGGAAUGAGAGACAAUGAGAUUGAAAGUGUUAAAUUUUUUGUUGCUGUCAAAUUUAUUGACGACAAGGAGAAACAUCAUGUUAUUGUAACCUCAGAUAAAGUACUAAAGUUCGAUCCAGUAAAGACAGAACGUAAAAAGUAUAAAAAUCCAUACAAAGUUUUAAAAUACGACACUGACAGACAACAAGAAUUUGCAGUACCUGCUAAUAUUUUAGACCAUUCAGAUUCGUUAGUGGAUCUGAAAAAUCAACACAAAAGAUACGUUUAUCCAAAGUCUAGGUUAAGUGAUGCUCUAGAAAAGCUAGCUCAAGAGUCAGAAAGCGAGGAUGAUGGUUUAGAUACCAAAGAUCAAAUUAAGAAAGAUAGAAAAGAUAAAGUAAUGCGACAAAAGAAAAACCAGACUGUGCCUUCUAAUACAAGAAAAAAUGUAAAUAAAUGCGAUAACAUGCAGAUGGUUGAUAAGCAGACGCAGAGAGAAUUGAUUAAAGAAAAGCACAACAAUUGCUCAAAGAUAAUGAAACGGUAUCAAGUAUGAAGCAAAUGAAAAUGAAUAAAGUUUCAGCAAAUUACAAAUUAGAUUUUUCUAAUAAUACUUAAUGCGAUACUGGCCUAGUAUCAGAAAAUACAGAUAAUAUUGAUUCCCAGAUAAAUACAUUAAAUAAAAAAAUAAAUGCCUUGGAAGAAGAAAUAGAUGAGAAGGAUAAAGAAAUUGAUAACUUACAAUUAUCUC